Molecule: messenger RNA, 3096 nt
Organism: Xiphophorus couchianus (Monterrey platyfish)
Lineage: Eukaryota; Metazoa; Chordata; Actinopteri; Cyprinodontiformes; Poeciliidae
Gene: btla
Product: B and T lymphocyte associated
Exons: 6
Coding region: 572-1492 (306 amino acids)
Biological process (GO): immune response-regulating cell surface receptor signaling pathway
Cellular component (GO): plasma membrane
Molecular function (GO): signaling receptor activity
Source: RefSeq, a predicted model, not a curated record
AACACAGUGGGCAUUGAAGCCAUUAAAGAGGCUGUGGGGUCCCCAUCUGCUCAUCAGAGCACCUUACAACCUCCACUGAAACCACAGGCGCUCUGCAAGAGGUCGCGCAGCGCUGCAGGAGAUGCACAUGGCGGAGAUUAAAGAAGAGGAGAAAGGAGAGGAAGUCAGCUUGAAGGUAGCAAACCACAGAGGCUGUCAAGAAGUGAUGGAGGCGGUGUCAAGGUGCACAGACUGAAAGACGCCUCGGAAACGACAACAAGGUCUGUGAGAACGAUAAAGAUUUUGGCUCAGUUUGUGAUGUUUGCUGCAGCUGGAUGAGAAGGGGAAGCCCUGGCCUGAGUCGGACCUGCAGAAAUUGCAGAAGCGAGACCACCCACCGCCUGAUUCUCACUUCAAAAACUAUAAUCCCGUCUACUUUCAAGGGGAAGAAGUAUCGUACGUUACAGGGCGUGUGAGUGGCAGCCAAAGAGGAAGCAGCUCUGGCUGUUUUGUUUAACAAAUUAAUGAUGUUUUCGGAGGAAGAUUUCUCAGUUGAGCUGGAUGUGACCGGAUAGUAACGAGCGAAGAGAUCAUGAGGCUUGAGCACCGCUGGGUUGUCCUGAUUUGGUCCAUUUGGACCAUCCAGUUCCUCACCACUGAGGCUGACGAUGACGACUGUACAACAGAUCUAAAAGUUCGUCGGAACACGAUUUAUAAAGCGUCUCUGGGACAAGAACUCAGGAUUGAAUGUCCAGUUGUGUUCUGCAGCAAUUUACCACCAACAAUCUGCUGGUAUAAAGUUAAGGAAGAACAUAUUUGUCUCAAUGACAACAAUAGCAAUCACAUGAAGACAGAAUGGAAAAGAUCAAAUCCGUCAGAAGGGAUAUUCUACUUGUUAUUUCAAGGCAUCAUCAGCAAUGAUUCAGGUGAAUAUCGGUGUAAAGGUGGAGGCAGUAGGAGUCACAUCAUCUACAUCAAAGUUUAUGAUAUGGACACAAACGACACACGUAAACCAAUAACCAAUGACACAAACAACAAACCCGAAACUGAUCCAGCAGAUACAUUUUUGAUGUAUAUGUACUCUGCUGCUGGGAUUGGUUCCUUUGUCAUCAUAGUGAUUAUUAUUUCUGUGAUAUGCAUGGUAGGGUGUAAAGGGAAGUCAAAGAAAGAGAAACAAAAAGAAAAUCAGUAUAUGGAGAUGCCGUUGGCUGAGCGAGUCGUCCCAAACACCACCGGGAUCCAGCACUCACCAAGAGGAAGCCCCAACCUGCUGCCACCCCGCAGGCCCAGCGGGAGAAAAACCACAGGGCAACCUGCGGAGCUGACGCCAUCGAGAGACAGCCAGCCGCCUUACGGCCAGAGGACACGAGACAGAAACAGGAAUGGGGCGCAGGCGGAGGAAGCAGGUUCUGUUGUGUAUGCUGCUCUCAACCAUGUACCCCCACAGAGGGAAGCUCCCCGGCCACAGAGGCAGAUAGAGGAGACAGAGUACGCAGCUAUACGUUUGGUUUGAAGACUGAGAGUCUGCUGGAAUAAAUCACACUAGAGGAAUGAAGUUUGAAUCUGGAUCUUCCUCUCCAGAGGAGCACAGGAUGGAUUCCUCACAGCAAGGAUUCUGGAAUCAAACAACUCAAAUCAUGACUUCCUUUACCUUUCGGAAACACCGAUCUUACAACAGAACAUGCUGACGGAUUUGCUUAAGCAUAAUACGACAUCGGCAUCACAAACUGGAUGUGUGGUUUCUACUGUUCUGUUUGGGAUGGAAAAUGUUCCAGCUGAAAUCAAGAACAUCAGCGUCACUGCAGGCAGUAGCCUGCGGAGUUAAAAGCACGUUUCACAUCCUUCAUAAGUAAAACCAAAAGGAAAUGAACCAUGUAACUUUUUUUAUGAUUGUUUACCAAAAGGAAUUCAACAUUUGUCUAAUUUUCUUCAAUCUGCACUUUGUUUAAAGACCCUUUUCCUGGCCUUGGUGCUUUACAAGAAGUAAACCACGAUGGCUAAAUGAGAUGAAUAAGUAGGUUAUCCCACCCACAGAAAUCAGUCAGCGCUUCCUCACCAACUCAGUGCACAGAAAAUGUCUAAACAACCACAAUAGAGCUGAUGGAGCUAGCAAACCCAAACCGCUUAGCUAAAUACACGCUAGCUAGUUGGUACCACAGCAUAAUAAAGAGCUUAAAGAGACUAAACCCUUAUUUUGUAACCAUGUCUAAUUUGCUUAAAGACAAUUUUAUUAUCUUUUUGUCUUCCUCCACCAGUGGCUUAAGACCUAAAAAAGUAAGCUAUUCUCUGUAGUUAGCGUGUAGCAAACACAAAGCUAAAAGAAACCAAACACCAAAAAGUUACCAUAUUAUUAGUUGUGUUUCAAGAAUAGCCAUAGGUCGUCAUAUUUUACUUUCUUAAACUGGAAAUGUUGAGUCACACACGAGCUAGAAGACACGUUUUGGAAAUAAUUGAUAUUCAGCAGCUAGCUUGAAUGAGAACUAGAAAAAACAUAUUGAUUUGGCUAAUUAUAUCAGGCAUUUAGAUAAAAGUAAAUAUGUAGCAUGUUAAUGCAUUAGGUGCUGGUCAAAAUGACCAAAUGACCAGGUUUGAAAAGAUUUGUCUACCACAGGAUUAUGUUAUUUCUAUUAGUAAUCUAAUACUACAGUGUAAACUCAAAAUGGUUUGUAGCCCAACAUAUUUAACCAACAUGCUUGUUCAAUUUACGAAAAAGGUUAGAGAAUUAAACUGAUAAACAUUGGUAAAGUACAUGAGUGCUAAAUUGUAGAAGUAGGCAGGAAUAAAAUGCAAAUUAAGGACAUAGAUUCGAAAAAUGGUGAGUUGAUCUGGAAACUUUUUAACUGGCAAAAUCAUAAUUGUAAUAUUCAGUUUACAAACUUUCCUACAGAAACAUCAAAUUUGUAUUUUCUUCUUCAAAUUCGUCUUCAUUCACUGUAUGUUUUUCUUGCUCUGCUACGAGGUACAAGUACAGCCGUUAUUUGGACUCUUUCCUCAAAUAUGAAACUUAGUUUUUUUGUGUGACAAUCAAGCAGUAAUUCAGAUCUUUGACAAUAAUGAAUGCAAUUACAGUCUACAAACUGAGCAUGUAAACUACAAUGUGUGAUAUACACAGGGGAA